CCUCAAAAGGAAAUUUGGCCUUGUAGUAAAUGUAGCCUAAACCAAACAGAAACAACCAAACUCAGCUUCUGCUGUGUUGCUGGGCUGCUGGCUGCUGCACCUCACCUGUCACAUCACAUAAAACUGAUCAAAAUAAUCAUGAAAGCUUGUUAAUUGAGAUAUUGCAAGAUUAAAUUGUGGGCUGAAAUAACAUUUUUAUGUUAACUUACGACUUCAACAUCUUGUUAUGACUAUUUUCAACAACUGUUCUCAAGUUUGUUGCUGUGGGUAUUUCAAUUGACCAAUUUAAUAAACAAUUAUUCGUCCUGGUUGAAGAAGAUUUUCCAGUUGGAAAGUCAUGGAUACAAACGUUGAUUGCGGAGGUGACAGAGGAAGUUGCCUGUUACUACGAUAUGCUAGCCAAAACUCGUUGGAUGAGAGUUCUCAGAAACAUAUUCCGAGACCAAGCAGUAAGGAAAAACCUCCAUAUCGCAACAGCAACCACGCACACCGUGCUUUCGAUGUGAUGAAGAUGAUGAGAAAACAUAACCUACUGUGUGACGUGAGACUUGUGGCUGACGCAGUGGAGGUGCCGGCUCACAAGAUGGUGCUUGCCGCCUGUAGUCCUUACUUCCACGCAAUGUUCACCAGUUUUGAGGAGCGGGACCAGGAGCGGAUUGUGCUGCAAGGUGUCGACCCGCAAGCUUUACAGCUCCUCAUCGACUACGUCUACUCCUCGGAGGUGCACGUGACGGAGGAAAAUGUUCAAGUCCUCCUGCCCGCAGCAAACCUGCUACAGUUGACGGAUGUCCGAGACGCCUGCUGUGACUUCUUACAGGCUCAGCUGCAUCCGACCAACUGUCUCGGAAUCAGAGCCUUCGCUGACCUCCACGGUUGCAUUGACUUGCUCUCGUCGUCAGAAACUUACAUUGAACAGCACUUCCCAGAGGUGGUUGAAUGUGAAGAAUUCCUAGCUCUGUCACAUUCUCAUGUGUCCAAGUUGAUCUGCAGUGACCAUCUCACCGUCCCGUCUGAGGAGAAGGUGUUUGAAUGUGUGAUCAGCUGGGUGAAUCACGCUCUGGACAACAGACAACAACACUUGGCUGAGUUGAUGGAACACGUCAGGUUCCCACUACUGCCUCAGGACUAUCUGGUGCAGAGAGUAGAGGAGGAGCCGCUACUCAAAGCUAACCUCAAAUGUAAAGACUAUCUAAUAGAAGCAUUAAAAUACCACCUGCUGAAAGGAGAACAGAAGGCCCACUUCAAAACCCCAAGAACCAAACCCAGACAACCUGUUGGACUGCCUAAGGAGUUUGCUGGGGUAAAAUCGUCAAGAGAAGAGUUUUUGAAAUUACUGAAAAAGUUUCCCGUUUUUCGAACUAUUGACAUGAGCUUCAUAUUAAACCAGGUGUUAUUAGUGGUAGGGGGACAAGCUCCUAAAGCCAUCCGUAGCGUGGAGUGUUACGACUUCAGCACAGAAACAUGGAGCAGUGUCGCCGAAAUGCCAGGAAGAAGGUGUCGUGCAGGUCUGGUGGUGCUGAGUGGUCGAGUGUAUGCUGUCGGAGGUUUCAACGGAUCGCUCAGAGUCCGCACAGUGGAUGUGUACGACGCGGUGUUGGACCAGUGGACUGUGAGUGCAGGGAUGGAGGCUAGGAGAUCCACUCUCGGAGUGGCUGUUCUCAACAACAUGAUAUACGCUGUUGGAGGCUUCGACGGGUCAACAGGGUUGAACUCGGCCGAGGUUUACGACCCAAGAACUCAGGAGUGGAGGAUGAUUGCGUCCAUGUCCACGCGCAGGAGCAGUGUAGGAGUGGGUGUGGUCAACAACCUACUAUAUGCGGUGGGAGGAUAUGACGGAGCGUCUCGUCAAUGCCUCAGCUCCGUGGAGUGUUACAACCCCGACUCUGACAACUGGACCAGCGUCGCUGAGAUGUCUGCUAGGAGAAGUGGAGCAGGAGUGGGGGUGCUGGACGGUAUCCUGUACGCUGUAGGAGGUCACGACGGACCUCUGGUGAGGAAGAGUGUGGAGGCCUUCAACCCAGAGACUAACACAUGGACCCCUGUGGCAGACAUGGCCCUUUGUAGGCGCAAUGCUGGAGUUGUAGCUCUGAACAAACUGCUGUACGUGGUGGGAGGCGACGACGGCUGUUCUAACCUUGCCUCUGUCGAGGUCUACAACCCCAAGUCUGACUCAUGGUCCAUGCUGUCGUCGUGCAUGAGCAUCGGACGCAGCUACGCAGGCGUGGCCAUCAUAGACAAGCCUGCCAACCUCUGAACAAGACCGUGUCGUAGAGGUUGGCCCCUCUGUGCCAUAUUCUCCGCCGACAAAAUAAUCAAAUAUCGUUAAGACAUAUUUUUACUCUGUGUACAUUUUUGUAACUUUCUUACCUACGGUAGUUGUACAUUUGUAUAUAAGGAAAUCGUAAGUAAAUAGGUGUUACACAUUUUUGUUAUGCUUUCCGGUUGUAUAGUUGUAAUAUUUUCAUGAGGUUGUGAUUUAUUUAUUUAGACGAAUGUGAUAAUGAUUUUGCCAGCCUUGAAUAGAACUCCUACACAGUUUUUAUUGGGAAUAUUAUUUAUUUUUGUCUAUUCUAAUUAAUUUUGAUGAAUAAGCUUUACUCCUGUCAUUUUACAAAAAUCUUGUCAAUAUUGAUUUUUUUUGUUUUAUACGUUGUAGCCUACUUUUUGCUAUGAAUUCUUCAAUUCUUUAUACUAGUUUAAUUUUGCUUUUAAAUUAUGUAUUCUUUCAAUCUCUGACACAAAUGAUUAUUUUAGUUAUUUUAACAUGUUUUCUGUAUCAAUAAAAGAACUCAGAUUGCUAUUAGUCUUAAAAACAUUAUCUUUAAUUUUGAAUUUUAAUAAUUUUCAAAUUCAUCCCCCAUGACUCAUGUUAUUUUUCUACUAAAACAAAAUAACUCCCCUUGUUAAAUUUUUUUUAUACUCUAUGGCAUCUGACAACGACUUUGCCUUAUACAACUUUGUUGUUCCUUCCAGAUUUUUAAUAUAAGAGGUAUUUUUCAAUUUUAAUGUGAUAUUUCCCUUUUUUCUGAUCUUAUGUAUUAAUGUAAAUAAACUUGACCUUGUUUCUUAAAACUUAUAAUGCAACCUGUAAUCAGUGUUGGGAAGUAGCGCGCUACAAGUAGCGACGCUACAGUAGCGCGCUACUUUUUUUGUAGCGUUAGCUGUAGCUCCACUACUUAUAUGAUUUUGUAGCUUUAGCUGUAGCUAGCUACAUUUUUAAAGUAGUUGUAGCGGAAUUUUAGCUACUUUUCUCGCUACAUUAGCAUUGUUUGAGAUAGUGAUUUUUAUCAUAACCUCAACCUUACGUGAAACAACCUCUUUCAAACUGAGAUUUUCUAAAAAAAAUUAGGCCUACUUUCUAUUUGGAUCCAUACAGCUGGUUGCAGCCGUUUCAUUCCCUAUUACAACGUUGUGUGGACAUGGAGGCCAUUAAAUGAGUGUUAUCCACAUUUUGGCUCUCAUUUCCUUAAUUUACUACUCUAUGAUUACUAUCAGAUAAAAUAAAAUCGCUAGAUGCAGACGACGUUUAAACGUUACCGGUGACAAGAGAUGCUAUUGAAUGCUUGCAAGUGAUUGACAGGGAAAUUAGUAAUCAAUUUAGUUUCUUUAUUAUAUCGAUAGUGUUUCAACUUGGGUUUUAAUGGAAACCAACACUAAACCUUAAAAUAAUGAGAAAGCUCUAUCAACCUUUGCUUCAGCUGUUGAUUGUGGUCCAUCAUCACAAGCCCUUCCUUGGUUAGAUUACGAAGAUUUUUCAAAGGUUUAGUUUACUAAAUUAACAAAGAGGAAAUUACCUGAUGAGAUUUAAGAUAUGCCUAGACUACAUGAUAAUUGUAACGAAAAAAUCUCCAUAUAACAUGAAACUUACAUUGAAAAACAAAUAGCAUAGUUUGCUCCUGCUAACAGCUCUUGUAUAGGACUAUUCCUAGGCUAUGCUAUGGUUUAAGACGAAUACCAAGUCCCAAGUUCAAUUAUUAUGAAUAUAUCUGUUUAGUCCUUGCAAUAACAAGCCUACUAUAGCCAACUUGUUACAUAGCCAAGUAGGCCUACAUGUUAUUUUUACUUUACAAAUUUCAACAUGUUUAAAUUAUAAGCCGAUUUCAGGUUAAGUUGCUGAAUACUGUUUUCUGUACCAACUAGGUUGAAGCACAAUUUUCCCUAUGCAUAUUGACAAUAAAGGACGAUUUCUUGACAUUGAAAAGUGUUAUUCAUAGAACAAGUAAUUUAUCACUGUGGUUAAAAGUUAUAGCAAUGUCGUUUUUAACAUUAAAAGUAAAGAAAUGCAAUAAACUCCAAUUUCAGUAGGCUAGGCUCUGUAACACAAAAAAGUAUUUUUAAAUAAUCGUUUUACAGUUUAAUUGGUCUUAAUUGUUGAUAUAAGACAUCUAUAAAUGAAUCUAUAUUAAAGAAAUAAAAUGAGCUUUUAAAUAUAGUUUGGUUGUAAGUCCUUUGAACUUAAUGAAAUUUACAUAUAAGAUGCUUAAAAAUAAUGCAAUAUUUAAAAAUAAGUAGGCCUACUAAAUGUGAUGGGACACCCAACUAUUUGGUUCUGUUGUUGUAAUGUUAGGUUUAUGCCAACAAAUUAAAUACAAUCUAGGAAUAAUUUGUUUUCCAAGUAAUGUUAGAUACAAUACUGACAUUUCUUUUUUAAAUGUUUGUUCAAUAAAAAUGUAGGUAGUUGCAAUUAAUUUUACAUUUACCUAAUGUGCGUGGAAUGAAAAGUAACAUCUUUGGAAAAGUAGCUAAAAUUGUAGCUGUAGCUACAUUUCAUUGUAGCUGUAGUUGUAGCUAGCUACAUUUUCGGAACUGUAGCUGUAGCUGUAGCUAAGCUACUUUUUUGGAAAUGUAGCAGUAGUUGUAGCUAGCUACAUUUUAAAAGUAGCUUCCCCAACACUGCCUGUAAUGGAAAAGUACUUAAUAUUUCUCCUUACCUCACAUGGUUGCUUUAUAAGUUAUUUUUAUAAUACAUUUGUUUUACACUUUGUUAAAAAAAAACGUUCAGUUUUUGCUCAAAGUACACUCCAGAGUGUCAAGAAGCAAAAUGAACGUUAAUUCUGAAAUGCCGUUUUGUUCAAUGAUAACUAAUUAACAUUAACUUUUACUCAUAUUCAAUUCAGACUUGGAUUACAUUGUUUGUCAUGGUGAAGAGAUAUAAGCACUUAUUGAAACAAUCAAUCAUUUUUAAAGUGAAUUUUAGAUAAGGUAAAAUCACGCAACAUUUUUCAUCCAAAGCACUCUUUUAUUUACAUGUUUAUAGAAAAAUAUUUUAUUGCAUAUAUUUAUUUAUUAAAUAGCUGAAUUGUAUUUAAAACAAAUAAAUCCAGAUUUUUCAGGAAUGUGAACAAAUUAUGUUGUGUUCUUUGAUCUUGUAUUUUAAAUAAAUAAUAAAUAUGUU
Messenger RNA from Macrosteles quadrilineatus (aster leafhopper), 5395 nucleotides. RefSeq names its product ring canal kelch homolog (gene kel). The transcript has 15 exons. Bases 338 to 2254 code for a protein of 638 amino acids. The record is from RefSeq and is a predicted model, not a curated record. Gene Ontology annotation, molecular function: protein binding. Lineage: Eukaryota; Metazoa; Arthropoda; Insecta; Hemiptera; Cicadellidae.